Molecule: messenger RNA, 996 nt
Organism: Ctenocephalides felis (cat flea)
Lineage: Eukaryota; Metazoa; Arthropoda; Insecta; Siphonaptera; Pulicidae
Product: putative laccase-9
Exons: 6
Coding region: 1-996 (331 amino acids)
Biological process (GO): iron ion transport
Cellular component (GO): plasma membrane
Molecular function (GO): copper ion binding; oxidoreductase activity
Source: RefSeq, a predicted model, not a curated record
AUGCUGCAUGAAAAAAGAGAACGUUACGACUUUGUGAUCGAAGCCACGCAGCCCGCGGGCGCCUACUGGAUCCAACUCCGAGGCCUCGGCGAGUGCGGCAUCGAGCGCGCUCAGCAACUGGCCGUGCUCCGGUAUGCUCGGGGUCCGUACCAACCAUCGACUCCGGCGCCCACGUACGACUCCGGAUUACCGCAGGGCGUGGUUAUGAACCCAUUGGAUGCCAUGUGUAAUGAUCCAUUGCGUACCGAUGCUGUGUGUGUUAAUCAAUUAAAAAAUGCUCACACGGUUGAUGAAUCUCUGCUCCAGCUUAAACCAGAUGUCAAGAUUUUCUUACCUUUCCGUUUCCAUGUCUACAGACCAGAAACAUUGUUCCAGCCUAACACUUAUAACAGAUAUUUAGUUGCUCCAACUGGAGAUCACGUACUAUCAUUGGUGGAUGAGAUAUCGUACAUGUCACCAUCUGCUCCUCUGCUUUCUCAAUACGAUGAUAUCAAUCCUGAACAGUUCUGUAAUGGAGACAACAGACCCGCCAACUGUGGUGACAACUGCAUGUGUACCCACAAAGUAGAUAUACCCCUCAAUGCUAUUGUAGAAGUCGUACUCGUCGACGAAGUACAACAACCAAAUCUGUCUCAUCCAUUCCAUUUGCACGGAUACUCCUUCAAUGUUAUUGGUAUUGGACGCUCACCUGAUACUACAGUGAAGAAGAUCAAUUUGAAACAUGCUUUGGAUUUAGAUCGAAGAGGACUUUUGCACAGACAGUUCAACUUACCACCUGGCAAAGACACUUUGGCAGUGCCCAAUAAUGGAUACGUAGUGCUUAGAUUCAGAGCUGACAAUCCAGGAUUCUGGAUUUUCCACUGUCAUUUCUUAUUCCACAUCGUAAUUGGUAUGAAUGUCGUUUUCCAAGUUGGCACACUUGCUGAUUUGCCACCUGUACCCGAAGGUUUUCCAUCGUGUGGUGACUACACCCCUCCUAUUCUUCCUCCACACUAA